AGACAGCAGGCGGUUUUUAACAAAGUAAAGAUUCAGACAGACUGAACAUGUUUAUCAGUGAGCGGGAAAGAUAGUGAUAUUUUUAUGAUUUUGUAUUAAAGUUAACAUUAAGAAGACCUGAGAACACCACUGGAUACAGGAUGUGCCCUGGAAAAAGACCGGAGCAGCCAUCACCUGAUGUGCUGCACUACAAGGACAAGGAGCUGGUCUCCAGUCUGCUCCUGCAGCUGAACCUCCUGCGGCAGGAGCGGGUCCUCACCGACGUGGUGCUGUGCUCGGGCGACAAGGAGCUGGCCUGCCACCGCAGCGUCCUGGCGUCCAGCAGCCCCUACUUCCGCGCCAUGUUCUGCAGCGGCUUCCGGGAGAGCGGCCAGCCGCGCGUGGUCCUCGGGGGCGUCCCGCCCGAGGCGCUGAGCGCCGUGGUGGACUACGUGUACACGGGCGCGGCGAGCAUCACGGCCGAGCUGGCGCUGCCGCUGAUGCGGGCGGCGUCGCUGCUGCAGUACGGCCGGCUGUUCGAGGCCUGCUCGGCGUUCCUGCAGACGCAGACGGGCGCCGACAACUACCUGGGCAUGCUGCGGCUGGCCGAGGCGCUGCACUGCGGCAGCCUGCGCGAGCGCGCCCGCGAGGUGACCGCCCGCUGCUUCCCGGCCGUGGCCGCCUCCGACGACUUCGCCGAGAUCUCGCAGGCCGAGCUGGCGGACGUGCUCGGCGACGACCGGCUGUGCGCCGGCGAGGAGCAGGUGUUCGAGACCAUGGUGGCCUGGGUGCGGCACAACGCGCCCGCCCGCGGCGCCGCCCUCCACGCCCUCUUCCGCAAGCUGCGGCUGCGCCACGUGCACCCCACCUACCUCUUCCAGUUCGUGGCGGGCGAGCCGCUGGUGCGGGCGUCGCCGCCGUGCCAGGAGCUCAUCGACGCCGUGCAGCGCCUGCUCUUCUCCGUCGGGGCGGCGCCGUCGUGCCCCAGCGCCAUCGACGACCUGUGGGACUCCCCUCGGCGCGAGGCGUGCCGCGAGGCCCUCGUGCUGGUCGGCGGGCGCAAGAACGGCCAACAGACGUCCCGCGAAGCGCUGCUCUUCGACGAAGUCACCCAGCAGUGGCAGAGCCUCGCCAAGCUCCCCGUGCGCCUCUACCGGGCAUCCUACGCUUGCGUCCAGGGCGUCCUGUACGUAUUGGGCGGGCUGGUGGUGUCCACCGGCAGCAGAGUGGGCACCCCUACCGACGCCGUCUACACCCUCUCCCUCAAGACCAACCAGUGGCGGGCAGCCGAGCCCAUGCUGGCGCCCCACUAUGCCCACCAGAGCGUCUCCCACAUGCACUUCCUCUUCACCCUGGGCGGGCUGGCAGCGGACGGGCAACUGUCCGCCACCAUCGAGAGGUACAACACCAUGUUCAACCAGUGGGAGGACAUGGCCCCCAUGCCAAGCGCUGUCCUGCACCCAGCUGUGGCCGCUCACGACCAGAGGAUAUACGUCAUCGGAGGAGAGGAUGCCGAGCAGAAUCCGGUCCGCAUGAUACAGGUGUACCACAUGGCGAGGAAUCUGUGGUGUAAAAUUGAAACCAGGAUGGUGAAAAACGUAUGUGCCCCAGCUGCAGUCGUUGAUGACAAAAUCUACAUUGUAGGAGGGUACACCCGAAGAACGAUAGCUUACGACACCAAAGCCAACAAGUUUGUGAAAUGCGCGAGCAUUAAAGACAGGAGAAUGCACCACUCAGCCACAGCGAUAAACAACAAGCUCUACGUGACUGGAGGCCGCUACAUCAACAACCAUGACGUCAUCAAGGACUCGGACGGCUUUGAUUGCUACGACCCUGAGUCAGAUGCAUGGAGCUCCAAGGGCAAGCUUCCCUACAGACUAUUUGACCACGGCUCUGUUCCUUUGGUCGGCGUCUCCAGCAAAUCUUUUCCUUCUUGAGGACUGUCAGGACAGAAAAGAACUUUUAACGGAAGUAAGGUUUUUGCUGAAUCAAAGUAGCAUAUACUCCACUCUGCCUUUAGAAAAAAAAGGUGUGAUGUAGAACCACAAAUGGUUAUAUUGCAUGCUUCAUAUAUGGCACCCCUAAAUGGUUCUUUAAACCAUUCUUAAGAGUUCAACAAAGGAACACCUAAAGGUUCUUUAAAGCCUACAUGGUUCUACGGUAUAUAGCACCCCAAGAACCUUUUGUAAGAGUGAAUAGUGCAUACAAUACAGCCAUUUGAAUAAGCCCUUUGACCAAACAGAUGCAAAUGACAUGGUUUGGGUCAGUUGAACUCGUCUCCAAGGAGACAUAUUUUUUUUGCCAACUCAGGUUUGAACUGCAUGUUCUGAAUUUGCGUCUGAGGUUUUACAAACAUUUGCACAUAAGUUUUGGAUCAAGCUAAAAAGGAGGUCCCUGGUAGAUGUAUGCCUUCAAGCUGAAGAGCACUCACCUGUGUUUCCCUGUGUGCCUUCACAUUCAUGUCUGUGAUAUGGGGCACUGCUCUGUUUACAUGCUGAUUGUAUUCCAGAUGUGUUUUUUUUUUCAUCUGUUUUUGUCUUUGAAAGGAAAUGUCUUCUAUAUGUGUUUGUGAUCAUGGACAGAGAAUCUGACCUCACACAUUUGACUCCAGAGCAAACAGUUACUUUUAAGAAGUCCAAACUGACCUUUCUUCUACAUUCCUCCAGAGUAGUAUUCAUGGAAUCCCUUAGUAGGCCUAGUUCUGAGGAUACCGCAUCAAUCACUUACAAAUAUGGGAUUUCAGUACAGCUCAAAUCAGUUGGCCCAAAACUGCCGCUUUCAUAGUUCUCCAAAAGAAAGUGUUAACAUCACAAGUUCAAUGCCAAAUAAUCAUUUUGAGAUAAGAUAAAAGCACACAUCACAUCGGUAUGUGAUGAUUAAGCCCAAUUUCUUUUUUCAUGGCUUUUCUUUUCUUUUUUCGAGUGUUUAGGCCUACUACCACAAUCAUACAACUCAGCGCACAUCACACAAUGCAAAUAAAAUGUUUUGGUAUACAUACAAUGGGAGUGUACCCAUAUACAAUGACGCUACUGCUAACAAUAGCUAAAAAGUGUAUAGCUGAUGUUUACAGAUUCUCUCCGGUCUCUCCAGUCCCCUAGUCUCCAUGUCUGACUGCUGAGGCUGAGAAGAGACAGCCAGCCACUGGCUGAUGAAACAGCACAGUGCAUUUGUGUAAUUGAGAAUGAUCUGACUGUGUUUAUCCAGAGCUAAUUAGUGGUGUUAGCUGUGAGAGUGUUGUUGCUAGCAUGUGUGUGUUUCAGAUUUCAGCAUGGUAGAUGAACAUGCCACAUGCAGAGAGGGUCAUUUGGGUUGUCUCUCACAUUGCAAUACACAAACACACAACACUGAUUUUUUUAUUUAUUUGCCUACAAACCACUUGACUGAUGUACACAGAAGUUUCUAUUUAUCUGAUUUUGUUUGUUUGUAUCACUUGUCAGGAAAAUUCCACUUGACGGAUUGUUUAUUAUUCUGUUUAAUUUGCUUUUAUAAUGAAAUUACAGAUUGUAGUGGUCUGUAUAUUUUGUAUGCUCAGUUUGAAAAGAAAAUACAACUUCAACAUUAGAA
This is a messenger RNA of Sardina pilchardus (European sardine), 3543 nucleotides long. RefSeq names its product kelch-like family member 38b (gene klhl38b). The coding region runs from base 141 to 1916 and encodes 591 amino acids. NCBI's taxonomy places the organism in Eukaryota, Metazoa, Chordata, Actinopteri, Clupeiformes, Clupeidae. Gene Ontology annotation, molecular function: protein binding. The transcript has 4 exons. The record is from RefSeq and is a predicted model, not a curated record.